This is a messenger RNA of Sitophilus oryzae (rice weevil), 552 nucleotides long. RefSeq names its product early nodulin-75-like. The record is from RefSeq and is a predicted model, not a curated record. NCBI's taxonomy places the organism in Eukaryota, Metazoa, Arthropoda, Insecta, Coleoptera, Curculionidae. The transcript has 2 exons. The coding region runs from base 130 to 381 and encodes 83 amino acids.
UAUAAUCCAUUAAUACAAACCUACCAACUACGACUGAUAUAAAAUAUACACGAUUAGAUAAGAAAAAUCGUAUAUAUGGAUAAGGCAAAUUGAAAAUAUUGUUCAACUUCAUCAGUAAGUGGUUUGAAAAUGUUUCCACCACCAGGACCACCACACGGACCCCCACACCAUCACGGUCCACCAGGACCACCACACCACGGACCACCGCACCAUGGUCCACCACAUUUUGGUGGUCCACCCCAUCACGGACCCCCACACCAUGGUCCCCCACACCAUGGGCCACCCCAUCAUGGCCCACCACCACCUCCACAUGGCUUGCCACCCUGCUUUCACUCAUACCACACGCCCGGGUGCCAUCACUGUGGGGGAUGGAGGUGGUAAAAAGGACAAAUAAACAUUUUUUUUUAUUUUGUUUAUCUGAUGUAUUGGUGUUGAUAUGCAGUACUUUUGUGGUAUUUUUAUGUUGUAAUAUUUUUUACAUAUCCGGUUACAAUUUUUUUUUGUAUUAUAUUUUUUUUAUCAGUUAAUAAUAUAAAUAGCUUAGAAACUGAA